AUGGGUUCUUGUGAAAAAGAUCAAACGUUUGUAAGGUUUGAUGGGCCAAUCAUUGUGGGUGCUGGCCCUUCUGGAAUAGCAGUUGCAGCUUGCCUUAAACAAGAUGGCAUCCCUUCUCUUGUUCUUGAGAGAAGUGACUGUAUUGCGUCUUUAUGGCAACAUAAAACUUAUGAUCGUUUAAAGCUUCAUCUUCCUAAACAAUUCUGCGAGCUUCCAUUGUUUGGGUACCCAAAGAAUUUCCCAAAAUAUCCCACCAAAAAACAGUUUGUUUCCUACAUGGAGGCAUAUGCAAAGCACUUUGAAAUCAAGCCGAGGUUCAACCAAUCGGUGGCCAGAGCUGAGUUUGACGCUCAAGUUGGUGUUUGGAGGGUGAAUACACAAGACUCUGUCUAUGAAUCACGGUGGUUGGUGGUGGCCACCGGAGAGAAUGCGGAGGCGGUGGUGCCGGAGAUUCAGGGAAUUGAGAGGUUUGAAGGGGUUGUUAGACAUACAAGUGAGUACAAGAGUGGGUGUGUGUUUAGAGAGCAAAGGGUUUUAGUAGUUGGGUGUGGGAAUUCUGGCAUGGAGGUUAGUUUGGACCUUUGCCGUUACAAUGCAAGUCCUUUUAUGGUUGUUAGAAACUCUGUUCAUGUUCUGCCUAGAGAGAUGUUUGGAUUCCCAACAUUUGGAAUUGCUAUGGGACUUCUCAAGUGGCUACCUCUUAGGGUGGUGGAUAAAUUAAUCUUGUUUAUGGCCAAUUUAACACUAGGAAACACCGAUAAAUUAGGCCUACGGAGGCCUAAAACUGGCCCCCUUGAGCUAAAAAACGCCACGGGUAAAACCCCAGUACUUGACACCGGAGCCUUAUCUCUAAUCAAAUCCGGUAACAUCAAGGUUGUGGAGCAAGGAGUGAGAGAAAUAACUAGAAAUGGAGCCAAAUUCAUGGAUGGUCAAGAAAUUGCAUUUGAUUCGAUUGUGUUGGCAACGGGGUAUAAGAGCAAUGUGCCAUUUUGGCUCAAGGGAAGCGACUUUUUUACCAAAGAGGGAAUGCCUAAAAUGUCUUUUCCAAACGGCUGGAAAGGGGAGAAUGGGUUAUACACGGUUGGGUUCACUCGAAGGGGUCUUCUUGGAACCACAUGUGAUGCCCUUAAAAUUGCCAAGCACGUUACUGGUCAAUGGCGGUCAACGACUUGCAAACCCUAA
Molecule: messenger RNA, 1182 nt
Organism: Lactuca virosa
Lineage: Eukaryota; Viridiplantae; Streptophyta; Magnoliopsida; Asterales; Asteraceae
Source: the annotation of a GenBank genome assembly